Acipenser ruthenus (sterlet) is the source of this 1766-nucleotide messenger RNA. RefSeq names its product chemerin-like receptor 1. Gene Ontology annotation, biological process: phospholipase C-activating G protein-coupled receptor signaling pathway; inflammatory response; chemotaxis. The transcript has a single exon. Lineage: Eukaryota; Metazoa; Chordata; Actinopteri; Acipenseriformes; Acipenseridae. The coding region runs from base 37 to 1170 and encodes 377 amino acids. The record is from RefSeq and is a predicted model, not a curated record. Gene Ontology annotation, cellular component: plasma membrane. Gene Ontology annotation, molecular function: complement receptor activity; G protein-coupled receptor activity.
UAUAAUAAUAAGAUCUGCAUGAACAUUUAAUAAAGCAUGAGCAUAUUUCUUUUUCAGCAGAUAAAUAGAGCACAGCAUAUUGGGCUUACCAUGGAUGGAGAUUCUGGAAAUCACAAUGGCAGCAAUUAUGAUGAUUAUAGUGAAUAUGAACCUGAUCCUGCACCAGAGUUCUUCAACAUCACUGAUCACGCUACCAGCACACCAUCAAAUGAACACCUCAUGAAAAUAAUAGCCAUUUUGCUAUAUACCACAACGUUUGUGCUGGGUGUGUGUGGGAACGGGCUGGUCAUCUGGAUGACGGGCUUCAAGAUGAAGAGGACAGUCAACACCACCUGGUUCCUCAGCCUGGCCAUCGCUGACUUCAUAUUCUGUGUCUUUCUUCCCUUCAGUAUCGUGCAUGCAGCCUACGACUUCCACUGGCACUUUGGACUGGUCAUGUGCAAGAUGAACUCAUUUAUAAUGUGCCUCAACAUGUUUGCCAGUGUCUUCAUCCUAACUAUCAUCAGCAUUGACCGCUGUCUUUCAGUUGUGUUGCCAGUUUGGUCGCAGAAUAACCGCACAGCAAGGAGGGCUGGUGGACUUGUUGUGACUGCAUGGCUUGCAUCUGCCCUGUUAAGCACCCCCUCACUAGUGUUGCGGGACAUCCAUGUGGAAAAUGAGAAAAUCAUUUGCUUCAACAAUUACAAUUUGACUGCAGACACAUCGCAGGCUGUAAACAAGUACCACAAAGCUGUCGUCUUCACCAGAUUCUUUUUCGGUUUCCUCCUUCCUGUCAUUGUCAUAGUCAUCUGUUACAGCAUCAUCGUCAGGAACCUGAAAAAGAACCGCCUGGCCAAAUCAUCCAAGCCAUUUAAAAUCAUUGCCAGCAUCAUCAUCACAUUCUUCAUCUGCUGGGUGCCCUAUCAUGUGUUCAAUAUCCUGGAGCUAAACCAUCGAGAAAUACCGCACUCGGCGCUCCAUCAUGGGAUUCCGAUCGCUACUGGCCUUCUCACUGCAAACAGCUUCCUAAACCCUGUCCUCUAUGUGUUCAUGGGAAAGGACUUCAAGAAAACAUUCAAGCUGUCGGUCCUCUCCAGGCUGGAAAAUGCAUUAUGUGAGGACACACGCACCACAAGCAAACACAAUUCAGGAAUGAGAUCUGAACUGGAGAGAUCUUCAACAGCCAUUUGAAAAGGUACAUGACAGAUCACCCGUUAAUACGGCUAAAUCAGUAAUAGCCGUGUGUGCCUUUUCUCUUUCUACACAGUGUAUUAACAGAUACACAAUCCAUAUUAAUAGCAGAGUAUGAAGGAUCUGCAUUCCUUCCCCUGUUAAAACGGCACAGACAUUGUUUAUAUUUCUGACAUUGUAAAUAAUAACAAAAGUGUCAUUUCUUACCUGUGUUUUGAAUCGGGGAUCUGGGUAGCUGAGUUCUUCCUGUAAAAAGGAAAAUGCAUCAGGUUAGUUUAAAAAACAAAGCGUGGCUGUUGGAUGUUGAGCAGGGUAUCCUCAGGGAGAGGUGCACGUUUCCCUGAUGAUAUUAUGCAGAUAAUGUCAACCCGUAAAGAAAAUAUUGCACCAGUAGUUUUAAAAUAUAAUGAACUAAUUAACUACCUGGAUGAAUCUAUCCCUAUCAAAAAUAAACAGUAAUUGCAGAUUAUAGUGUUAUAUAUUAUGGUUGUGCUAUAUUAAUAUUAUUUUUUGUCAACUAAAAGUUAGAAAACUUCCAGUGUGUGUGUGUGUGUGUGUGCCUGCAUCCGGUGUGGCCCGCGUGUUCCUAGGUGCUA